AUGUCUGCCUCCGAAGAAGACAUUGAGAAGAAGGCUGUUACUGCCGUCACGCCGGCUCCGGACAGCACCACACCCGGCUACGGUGAUACUGUCGCUGACGAUCAUGGUGUUGGAGAGGUUAACCCUCUGAAGCGAAACCUUCAGGGGCGUCAUAUGCAGAUGAUCGCCAUUGGUGGUGCCAUUGGUGCUGGUCUGUUCGUUUCUACUGGGAGUGCACUGCAGGAGGGAGGCCCCGGGUCUCUGACCCUCGGAUACAUUAUUGUGGGUGCUUUCCUUCUGCUUACCAUCCAAGCACUGGGUGAAUUGGCCGUUCUCUAUCCUGUCAACGGAGCUUUCUUCUCAUACUGUGUUCGCUUCAUCAGUCCUGCCUGGGGCUUCGCUGUCGGUUGGGAUUAUGCAAUCAGUUGGCUCGUCAUCUUACCUUUCGAAAUCACCGCCGCGAGUAUAACGAUCCAAUACUGGCGAGAUGAUUUAAAUAUGGGCAUAUGGGUCGCCGUGUUCCUGGUCGUUCUAUCAGCCAUCCAAUUCUUCGGUGUCCGUGGCUAUGGUGAAGUCGAAUUCGCUCUCGGUCUCAUCAAGGUCGUCGCCGUCAUCGGUUUCAUCAUCCUCGGCGUCGUGAUCGACUGCGGUGGUGCACCCAAGGGCGGAUACAUCGGAGCUCACUACUGGCAUGACCCGGGUGCGUUCACCUCCUUCGAAGGUUUCUGCACCGUCUUCACAACUGCAGCCUUUGCCUUCAGUGGAACCGAGCUGAGCGGUCUCGCUGCUGCCGAGGCUGCCAACCCUGCCAAGUCCCUCCCCAAGGCCACCAAGCAAGUCUUCUGGCGUAUCAUGAUCUUCUACCUCCUGAGUACUUUCAUCGUCGGGUUGAUCGUGCCUAGCAACGCGGACUACCUUCUCGGUGCCACCGGUUCCAACACCAAGGCCUCUCCCUUCGUCGUCUCUAUCCAGACUGCUGGUAUCAGUGGCCUGCCAUCCGUCAUGAACGCCGUCAUCACUAUUUCCGUCAUCAGUGUGGCCAACUCCGCAACCUUCGGCUCUACCCGUACCAUCCAGGCUCUGGCUGCGCGCGGCAUGGCCCCCAAGUUCCUCGCGUACGUCGACAAGGCUGGACGUCCCAUUUACUGCGUUCUCCUCCAGAUCGCUUUCGGUUUCCUCGCUUUCAUCAACGAGGCCUCGAGCACCGGUAGUAUUAUCUUCAACUGGCUGCUGGCUUUGUCCGGUAUUGGCUCCUUGUUCGUUUGGGGUAGUAUUUGCUUCGCCCACAUCCGCUUCCGACAGGCAUGGAAGUAUCAGGGUCGGGACGUCAAGGAACUUGCCUUCGCCGCCCCCUUCGGUGUCAUUGGCAGCUGGGUUGGCGUGUUCCUCGCCUGCUUGACCCUCGUUGCUGAGUUCUACGUCUCUGUUUAUCCCAUGAAUGCCGAGGCCUUCUUCGAGAAUUACCUCGCUGCGCCGAUUAUCAUCGGUCUGUUCAUUUUCUGGGUGGUCUAUACUCACUUCAACAAGGAUCCUGCACUUGACCGUGGAGCCUGGCUGACCAAGAUUGAGAACAUCGACGUCUUCAGCAACAUUCGUGAUGGCUCCCUGGAUGUUGACCUGCCUCCAAAGGUUGAAUAUGCCACCUGGGGCGAAUAUUUCAAGGCGGCGCCUCUGCGAGUUGUUCGCUCUUUGUUCUAA
Messenger RNA from Penicillium cinerascens, 1677 nucleotides. RefSeq names its product amino-acid permease. Lineage: Eukaryota; Fungi; Ascomycota; Eurotiomycetes; Eurotiales; Aspergillaceae. Gene Ontology annotation, cellular component: membrane. Bases 1 to 1677 code for a protein of 558 amino acids. The transcript is spliced from 5 exons. Gene Ontology annotation, biological process: amino acid transmembrane transport. Gene Ontology annotation, molecular function: amino acid transmembrane transporter activity. The record is from RefSeq and is a predicted model, not a curated record.